ACUUUAGUUAGCAUCAUAACAAAAGUCUCAUAUCAUCCUCAGGAGAGAGGAACAACUUUCCCGAUUUAAAAUCACUUACUGCAUUUAUCCCCGGAGUAAAAAUGGCCCCAAACAAGGAAAUGACAAUGUACGAUCUGGCUCAGCAGGAUUACCAAGUGCUGGAGGAAAUGAUUGCCAAAGACCCAUCGCUGAUUACCAAAAAGGAUUCGAACGAACGCUUCCUGCUGCACUGGGCAGCCCUCGGUGGGCGGGAUCUGCUGGUAGAGGAGCUGCUGAAGAGGACACCCGCCCAGUUGGAGGCCACCGAUGACACGAAUGCAACUCCACUGGUGUUGGCCACUCUCGGAGGUCAUCUGAGCACCGUCCGGUUGCUCGUGGCUCAGGGGUCGAAUGUCAACCACCGAAACUGGCAGGGACAUUCGUCUCUGCAGUAUGCCUGCUCCAAGGGACAUUCGGAGGUUGUGAAGUUCCUGAUCGAGCAUGGAGCCGACAUCAACGUAACGGACCAGCGCAAUGAUACCCCGCUGCAUCGAGUGGCAUCGCUGGGUCGCGUGGAAAUCCUCAAGUACCUGGUCGAGCAAGGUGCUAAGGUGGACAUUCAGAACGCCGAGGGAAAUACGCCCUUGCAUUUGGCCUGCGAAGACGAACAGAGUUCCUGCGCUGUGCUAUUGGUCGAGCACGGCGCCUCGGGUACGGUUCCGAACAAGGAGAAAAAGACUCCACUGGAUCUGGCUAAACCGGGCAUGAGAAAGAACUUGAAGAGCAAGCUUGGAAUUGUCGAUGAAUAAAAGAAAUGGGUAUUUUUUGUAUGGAUUAAA
Molecule: messenger RNA, 818 nt
Organism: Ochlerotatus camptorhynchus
Lineage: Eukaryota; Metazoa; Arthropoda; Insecta; Diptera; Culicidae
Product: 26S proteasome non-ATPase regulatory subunit 10-like
Exons: 3
Coding region: 102-788 (228 amino acids)
Molecular function (GO): protein binding
Source: RefSeq, a predicted model, not a curated record